Messenger RNA from Rotaria socialis, 825 nucleotides. The record is from the annotation of a GenBank genome assembly. NCBI's taxonomy places the organism in Eukaryota, Metazoa, Rotifera, Eurotatoria, Philodinida, Philodinidae.
AUGUACGAACAACAUACAGCUGGAUAUUAUGCAAAAGAACAACGUUUCAAAAAUAAAUUUCCUUUAUCAAUUGUAGCAACUUUGGCUGUUAUACAAAUGUUAACUACGUUUGCUAUAUUUUCUCUCGAAGUCGGACAUAAUGUUCUUCAUAUGAAAUUAACAAAUUUAUUUGUUGGCUUUUGGACAGCAGUGCCGUUUACUAUCCUAUGGAUAUCUAUGUUUGCAGUCGUUUGUUGUUGUCGGCAACGAAGCUGUGCUACACAUGCUGUCAUCCAAAAUAUAUUUGGUUUGAUUUUUGCUUUUAUUUUAAUUGGAUUUGAUAUUAUUUUUAUUCGAGAACCAAAUAAAUGUUUUUUUAGUGAAGGAAUCUGUCAAACAUUAGCUUGGACAAGUUAUAUAUCGGAUCCCAUCGAAUGUUUAGUCGAUGGUGUUUCAGACGGUUGUGGAAAUACUCGUGUAUCUUUUAUCUUAGGACAACUUGUGGCUGGUAUUCUUAUGGCUGUUACGUGUCUGAUUUAUUUAAUUAUUUAUUGUUUAAUACAUAUACGAGCAGCAAGUGCCUAUCCAUAUCAAUUAGCAACACCAGCUGAAGCUGUUAUGGCACCGUUGUAUUCGUCGAGUCAGAAAAUACUACCGAUGACUAUUAGCCACCAUCAUCAAUCUUGUUCGCUUUCGUCUAAUCCAUAUCAAGGAUCUGUUCCUGUUAUGAUGACUGUUUAUCCACCACAAGCGCCACCGUUACCGUCGGAUAUUAAUUAUCUUACUCAUUUAACAUCGAGUCAAUAUGCACCGAAAUAUCCACAGUUGACAAAUGAACGAUUUUAA